This is a messenger RNA of Callorhinchus milii (elephant shark), 943 nucleotides long. RefSeq lists its product as uncharacterized. Lineage: Eukaryota; Metazoa; Chordata; Chondrichthyes; Chimaeriformes; Callorhinchidae. The transcript is spliced from 4 exons. The coding region runs from base 90 to 689 and encodes 199 amino acids. The record is from RefSeq and is a predicted model, not a curated record. Gene Ontology annotation, biological process: spermatogenesis.
CGUGAUCAAUUGAUGGUCUCGAAGCAAGGCUUCUGAAAUUCAUUUUUAUCGAGGAGGUCCGUGCGCCACCGGCACACGAGGAAAAGAAAAUGAAUCAAGGAAUUUGGAAGAUUUACAAGAGCAAAGUGCUGAAAAACCUCAGCCCUGAACAGGAGGAAGAAGAUAUCAAAGAGCAGAGCAGCGACACGGUGACUGGUACACCCCUGCCCAUGCCCAUGCCCAUGCCCGAGGAGGGGUCCACGCCCGUCUCGCAGCUGGCAAAGAAGAUGCAAGGAGUCAGUGUGAAGGGAUGGAAGUGCAUGUCUUCACUCUUCAACAAGGAGGAUGAGCACAAGUUGCUGACGCCUGAGAACUCCACUCCAGUUGAGCAUGUUCUCUCAGAGCCAGCCCCGGCCCCAGAAGCAGCCCAGACCGAGAGGAAGGUGACCAGCUUUUGGGACACCUUCGCCAUCAAGUGGAGCCAGGCCGGUGAAGCCAACCAGGGAGGUGCUCCGCCCCACAACAACGAGACGGAGGAGGCCACGGAAGGCACGGGCACGGCUGGGGUCACGGGUGGCGGAGCAGAGGAGACAUCCAGCUCGAACGACUACACCAACCUGGAGGGUUCCGGUGACAGUGGAUUCAAGUGGAAUUUUGUGACCAGCAAAUUAGCAGAACUGAAAAGCAAAAGUCUUGCGAAGAAUAACUGAAGCUCUCCUCCACGUGUGGGGAUGGAAAGGGGCGUAGAGAAUUCCAAUCGCAUGCACCCAAAACCGGUCCCAGAGAAUAGCCCGUGUCUGAAUUGGUAAUCACUGGGCCAAAGUUUGCAACGUUUCAUAAUGAGCUCCUUGUUGUUUGUUAGCACGAGGAGUGUUAUAAAACACUGACAAACUUUACCCCGUUCUCUGGAGAGUGAAUGAAAACUACACCAUAUAUUUGUAAACUAUAAUAAAAGUAGAAACAU